GUAAAUCGUAAAUCGCAAAGAAGGAAUUUGGAAUUUCCGGUUUCUUUCCCUUCCCUUGACUAGUAAAUUUCCGUCCAUUGUUUGUGCGACUCUACUGGGUAUCUCAUGUCUUGGUCCCUUAUUAGUACACAGCCAGCCCAUCCCUAGCUUGAUCUCCCCCUACGUCACGUCAACGAUCAAAUACCCAAUACCCAAUACCCAACACCCAAGACCCAAGACCCAAUACCUCCAAACGUCCUCAACUGCCUCCAUCUACCUUCCCUUCCCUUCCCUUCCCUGCCGUCCCUUCCCUCCCCUUCUCUCUUCCUUCCCGUCCCUUCUGCAACUCGUCCGUCCUUUGCCCUCAUUUAAUCAUCAUGUCUACCAUCGGCACAAACUCUGCAAUUCCUGCCCCCGCGCAAUCAUACACUGAUCGAGGUUACGGCGCUGCAAGUACCCCACGAGCACAUCCACAAUCUCAAAUCAUCAACGGAGGAGGCUCUGCAGUACUAGAUUACGCUCCAAACGAUCACGAUCCUCACAAUCCAAAUAAUCCAAAUUCAAACGGGAGAUUCAACGAGGAGUGGGAUGCGAGUCAACGAGGAAGCUCAAUAAUAGAGGGCAACAUGCACCGAUCACACUCAGUCAUGUCGCAAGGCGAUACCUUGAUUCCGUCAAGAGGGGGAACGCUGAAAAAGAAAUCUUCAUUGAAGAGAAGUGGUAGUAGACGGAGUUCCAGGGCUGGGAGCGUUCGCAGUUUGGUUGUUCAUCCACAAGGCGAUAUCGACGAGGCCCAUAGUGCUUUCUAUUCUCCAGUACCCACAAGCGGAAAUCCCACGGAUAUUUUAGCAAACCGAUUUCAAGCUUGGCGUAAAGUCCUCAAGGACCUUAUCGUUUAUUUCAAAGAAAUCCAAAGCCAAUAUGAGCACAGAUCAAAGAGUCUUUUGAAGGUCUCGAAUGUUAUUAACAAUACCACGGCGCCCGCUGUAUUUUUACCUACGGGUGGAAUUGAUGAUGCCCUCCGAAUUCUUCGCAACUAUCAUAAAUCCGCAAUCGCAGAGGCAAACAAGUCUAGAGAUAUCGAGCAAGAUGUGAUUCUUGCCUUGACCGGCUUGCGUAGCGAUUUGCAACAGAAAAUCAAGGAGAUCAAGGGCUUAUCAGGCGACUUUAAAAAUUCCGUGGAUAAGGAGAUGGAAGCUACUCGAAAGGCUGUGGCCGCAUUGCAGGAUGGCUUGGGUCAAUCAGACAUUGACCCUUCUCAAAUGACGGGCAAGCACGAUCCAUACUUGCUCAGACUAGCAGUGGAUCGUCAGGUUGAAAAGCAGAUCGAUGAGGAGAAUUACCUUCACCAGGCAUAUCUCAAUUUGGAAGCCUCUGGGCGUGAACUCGAAGCUAUCGUAGUGGGCGAGAUCCAAAAGUCUUAUAAUGCGCUCGCAGGUAUAUUGAAGCGCGAGGCAGACGGUGCCUAUAGCGCGGUAGACGAAUUACGCACGGGUCCGAUUGCCAUGCCAAAAGAUCAUGAGUGGACCGCAUUUGUCGAAAAUGAUGAACAUUUCAUCGAUCCAAAGGUUCCUAUUCGAACACCAGAGAUUAUAAGAUAUCCUGGACAGGAUAACGAGCUUGCUGGGUGCAUUAGAGAGGGUCUCCUUGAGAGAAAGUCCAAGUUCCUAAAGUCUUACACUGCUGGCUGGUACGUCCUUUCUCCUACUCACUUGCAUGAGUUUCGCUCUGCGGAUAAACUCGGAGCGCCAAUCAUGUCUCUCUAUCUUCCCGAGCAAAAACUCGGCUCUCACUCAAAUGAGGGAGGAUCCUCAAACAAAUUCAUACUCAAAGGCCGUCAAACUGGAGCACUACAUCGCGGACACUCUUGGGUUUUUAGAGCGGAAACACGUGAUACUCUACUCGCUUGGUACGAGGACAUCAAGACUUUGACGGAAAAGUCUCCACAAGAACGUAAUGCGUUUGUGCGUCAGCAUGCCCGCAGCGUUAGUGGUACAUCACAACGAGCUGGUUCCAUCAGCAGCGACGGUGUUAUGGACGAGGAGGACGAAGAACCAUUUUCGGCACAUACAUCAGCCGUUGUAGGCACUCAAGGACUCAAACAAGAACAAAAGCGUCCUGAACCAGGUGGGAGAUUUCCAUCAGAUUUACAAAUUAAUGCGACGCGUGGCUUACAGGCUCCUCUUUCGCCUUCUAGCGGAAGCUCCAAUUUUGGAGGUGAAGCAGAUGAUGCAGUGAUUACCGCUGCAGCUCUUCCCGCAAGUGGUGUUGGCCAUCACUAUGGAGAAGACCCUGGCCACGCGUCGCCGACACACGCACAGAUGAUAAAUCAAGCUGCUGAAGAAGAUGGUGUGAACCCUUAUACUUACGAACCCAUUCAGAAUAUGAACACUACGCGUAAUAAUCAACAUCAUGAGUUACCUACCACUGCCGCUACUGCAGGCUUAGGCGGCGCCGCUUUGGGCAUAGCAGGCACAGCCGCAUACCACGAUCACCAGCUUCAGAAAGAACGCGAGCGAGCAGACAUGGAAGCGGCAAUGAUAGCCGCCCCUGACACGGACCAACUCCGAGAACAAGCAGAUAUGGAAGCAGCUAUGAUUGCAGCACCCGACGAUCAUAUAUAUGACGACGAAGCACAACAACAAACCGACCUGGAAGCCACGGCCAUUGCUGCACCCGAUACGCAGAUGUCCGGAGGACGUAGCCAGGGCGAUAUUAGCGCGGCCCCUUGGUUUGACGAAGCAGGGGAGACUGCGGCUAUAUCGACAGUAGCGGCUGCAGCGGCUGUCUCAACUGCCACAAACACAACGGAACCAAGGUCAAUGGAGGCACUCCUCGAUCCACUCGCUAAGGACCUCGAACGUCCAACUUUGGCUGCUGGGCAAAAUCAUCAAAGCGUCCAGAGCAUCAGCCAAUUGCAUGUCCCUGGAGAAUUCCCCAUGACUAGAACAGACACAGAAAGUUCUUUAGGUAACGAAAUUGUCUAGAGUGGGUCCUUUUUUUUCUUAUUGGUAGGACAGGAUCGAAUGGGAAUUGGGAACGGCAAAGGGAAAGAAACAAAGAAUUUUGGAAGUAUUCUGUAUUUACGCGUAUGGGCUGGUUGCGUUGGCGGGUUCUGCGGUAAAAAGGGAUGGAAUGGAAUGGUUGGGAUUGGAUGGCUAAGGAGGAGGGAAACUAGGUUAUAAGACUUGGGAUUGAGGAAUUGUCAUCAAGGUCAUGGUGGAGAAGGUAUGGAUGGAUGGGUUUGAUAAGAUCUCCGCGAUACUUUUGCUUGUGGAAUCUGGGAUUGAAUGCAAUGCAAUGCGAUGAAAUGAUCUCUUUUGUGGAUUUACUAUUGGCUACUUAGGUAUUGCCGAGUAGAUAUGUCCUGAAUAUGAAAACAUUAGUUUUA
Messenger RNA from Botrytis cinerea B05.10, 3370 nucleotides. RefSeq lists its product as hypothetical. Bases 357 to 2966 code for a protein of 869 amino acids. Lineage: Eukaryota; Fungi; Ascomycota; Leotiomycetes; Helotiales; Sclerotiniaceae. The record is from RefSeq and is a predicted model, not a curated record. The transcript is spliced from 5 exons.